GUGGAGUAUAUAGAAAAAAGUAAGUCAAACCAAGCAGGCUUUACCAAACUACAAAUAAUCAAAAUCCCACUAUUAAAAGUCAAAUUUAAGUUCUAUGUUGUUUAGGUUUCAUAAUUCUCUGAACUCCAAGAUUUUUGGAAGACGAUCUCUGUCCAAAGAUGCAACCUAUAAGAGUUUCUUAGAGUUCUAUCGGAAUAUCGGCAAACGAAAUAUGUCUGACGAUCGGAAGGCUAUCACCCGUGUUCUUUUUUGCGGGCCUCACUUUCCAGCUUCACAUAACUACACUAAAGAAUAUUUGAAGAGCUAUCCGUUUAUCCAGGUUGACGAUCUUCCAUUUGAUACUAUACCUGAUGUUAUCGGUAAGUAUGAUAUGUGCGUGGUAAAAAGCAUGCGGCUUACAUCAGAUCUUAUUGCUCGGGCGACCCAAAUGAAGCUUAUAAUGCAAUAUGGUGUUGGCUUAGAAGGUGUUGAUAUAGCUGCUGCUACAAACCUUGGAAUUAAAGUUGCUAGAAUUCCUAGUGGUGAAACAGGAAAUGCUGCCUCAUGUGCUGAAAUGGCCAUUUAUUUCAUGUUAGGUCUUCUUCGUAAGCAGAAUGAGAUGCAAAUUGCUGUGAGGCAGAAGAAAGUUGGAGAACCAGUUGGCGAUACAUUGCUCGGAAAAACAGUUUUCAUUAUGGGCUUUGGAAAUAUUGGCAUUGAAUUGGCAAAGCGUCUUCGUCCUUUUGGAGUUAGGAUUCUUGCUACAAAACGCAGUUGGCCCUCGUAUGUUCCAAAUACGUUCAGUCCUACCGAACCAACAUCUCAAAACGGCACACAUGAGGAUUUGGUUGAUGAGAAAGGUUCUCAUGAUGAUAUAUAUGAGUUUGCAAAGAUAUCUGACAUAGUUGUCUGCUGCUUGACGAUGAACAGGGAAACUGCCGGUGUUAUAAACAAAAAUUUCAUUUCUUCAAUGAGAAAGGGUGGACUACUGGUCAACAUCGCUCGAGGUGGUCUCUUGGAUUAUGAGGCUAUUCAUAAUGGUCUUAAGUCGGGUCAUUUGGGAGGCCUUGGGAUUGAUGUCGCAUGGACAGAGCCUUUUGAUCCAGAUGAUCCAGUGUUGAAGUUCCCAAAUGUACUUCUCACACCUCAUGUUGCAGGCGUUACGGAACAUUCAUAUAGAUCCAUGGCCAAGGUAGUUGGUGAUGUUGCCCUUCAACUCCAUUCAGGAAAACCUUUGACAGGGAUAGAGUAUGUCAACUAAUGUUACCCGGUUAGCGAUUGAUUGAAUGUCAAUAUAACAUUUUGCAACCUAGUUAUCGUUCUUAUUCUUGCACAAGAAGAAUUACUUGGACCAUUCAGUAUCUUGAAUUCAGUUGUUUUGAUAAUUCAUGUCUAGACGGUGGCUAUCUAUAUCUGUUUCCAUUUUCCAUAACAUAUAACAUUCUUCAUCAUUAUUCCAACAA
This is a messenger RNA of Erigeron canadensis, 1442 nucleotides long. Its product is annotated as hydroxypyruvate reductase. The transcript is spliced from 11 exons. The record is from RefSeq and is a predicted model, not a curated record. Bases 95 to 1240 code for a protein of 381 amino acids. NCBI's taxonomy places the organism in Eukaryota, Viridiplantae, Streptophyta, Magnoliopsida, Asterales, Asteraceae. Gene Ontology annotation, molecular function: NAD binding; phosphoglycerate dehydrogenase activity.